AUGAGUCGUCAGAGAAGAGAGAUCCGCUAUUUCGCAACAAGCGAGAAUCAGAAACCUAGCUAUAUUGAACAGGCCAUUGUAUUUUCAAGCCUAUUGCUGGUUGUAUUAACAUUUCCGAUAUCAAUUUUCUUAUGUUUGAUUGUGAUGUCAGAAUAUCAAAGGGCAGUUAUAUUUAGAUGCGGUCGUCUAAGGUGCGUAUUGUAUUGUAUGCUGCAUAUUUAUGUACAUACAUACAUACUUAUAUAUCUAUGCCAUCGUUGUAGAUGUGGCGGAGCACGCGGCCCGGGUCUUGUAUUUCGAAUUCCAUGUAUCGAUUAUUGUGUGAGAGUUGAUUUGCGAACGAUAUCAUAUGAUGUACCAGCGCAGGAAAUUCUGACAAAAGAUCACGUGACCAUCAGCCUUGACGCUGCUGUUUAUUAUAGAAUUUUUGAUCCAUUGCUGGCGGUUAUACAAGUGGAAAAUGUUCAUUUCGCUACUAGAAUGCUGGCACAGGCGACACUACGUAAUAUAGCAGGCCAAAAGCAUGUUUUGGAACUGAUGUCCGAAAAAGAUGCGGUUUCGAUGGCUAUGGCAGCGAUCUUGAAAAGCGCUACAUCACCUUGGGGAGUGUAUGUGGAGCGUGUUGAGAUUAAGGAUGUACGCUUGCCAUUAAACUUGCAGCGAGCUAUGGCUGCUGAAGCUGAGGCAAUACGAGAGGCGAAAGCAAAAGUAGUUUCCGCUGAUGGUGAACUUAGCGCUUCCAAAGCUCUAAAAGCAGCUGCCGAUGUUAUAGCUUCGAAUCCAGUAGCGCUUCAGCUGCGUUAUUUGCAAACUUUAAGUCUUAUUUCCGGUGAUCAAAAUAAGAAUAUCAUAUUUCCGUUUCCUGUGAAUUUAAUAAAACAACUGGUGCUGGGCUCCCAGGCAAGCACGUCUAAGAAAACACUUACAAGGGAAUUGCCGGAAGAAGGGGAUUUGUGUACAGGUCGGUUAUUUAAUUUAUUGUUUAGCUUAACAAUUGAUUUAGAAAAAAAUUCUAACAGAAACAUGCUGUGGCAGGAAAAGCGAAUUGCGAAUAUUAUGCGAGUGAGGCAAUGA
Rhagoletis pomonella (apple maggot) is the source of this 1074-nucleotide messenger RNA. RefSeq names its product band 7 protein AGAP004871-like. The coding region runs from base 1 to 1074 and encodes 357 amino acids. Gene Ontology annotation, cellular component: plasma membrane. NCBI's taxonomy places the organism in Eukaryota, Metazoa, Arthropoda, Insecta, Diptera, Tephritidae. The transcript is spliced from 4 exons. The record is from RefSeq and is a predicted model, not a curated record.